CAUCCAAUCAGCGGCGCCCAAACUAUCACAUGACCAUCAGUUUACCACGUGUAGCAGGUGGAAGUAGUUGUAAACAUUCUGUGCUCUGGGUUAAAGUUCGAAGUGACAUUUCCUUUCAUUGACACUUCAAAAGAAUUCAGCUGAAAGGGCCCAAAAGUGUUAGGUAGACCAAACAGUCCAAGCAGAUGUCUUCCCCCUCUUCCACUACCCACUCUGUCCUCCUAAAUACGGGGGUUCAGAUGCCCCUCAUGGGUUUGGGGACUUACGAGUUGGUGGUUCCUGAAGAUGUCUACCCGGCUGUGGAUGCAGCGUUGGCUGCCGGUUAUCGGGCCUUUGACAGUGCAGCCGUCUACGAGAAUGAAGCUGCGCUGGGUCGAGCCGUGAAGGAGCUCCUGCCCAAACACGGCUUAACCAGAGAGGAUGUUUUCAUAACCAGUAAGCUGGGCUACAUGGAUCAGGGUGAGAGAGCCAUGGAAGGAGCCCUGCUCAGCCUGUCUCAGCUGGAUUUGGGUUACAUCGACCUCUACCUGAUCCACUGGCCUGGGACACAGGGUCUGGAGGUGGCUGACCAACGCAACUCAAGCGACCGAGCUCAGAGUUGGGCCACACUGGAGGAGCUGCAUGCUCAGGGGAAGCUGAAGGCCAUAGGAGUGUCCAACUACACACCAGCACACAUGAGAGAACUGAUGCAGAGCUGCAAAAUCACUCCUGCUCUGAAUCAGGUAGAGUUUCACCCAAAGCUGUGCCAGACAGAGCUGAGGAAAGUGUGUGAGGAGCAUGGAGUGUGUUUCCAAGCAUACUCCUCCUUAGGGAAAGGAGAGCUGGUCACUGACCCUGUGGUCAUGGAGGUGGCAAAGAACUGUGAACGCACACCUGCACAGGUCCUUUUGCGCUGGGCUGUGCAGCAGGGCGUCCCUGUGCUCCCAAAAUCUUCCAAUCCAGACAGAAUAAAGGACAAUGCGAGGCUUUUUGACUUCACACUGAGCGACACAGACAUGGACAGACUGUCAGCUUUGGACUGUGGGCGCAAGUACUGCCUGGAUGCAUCAUCAAUAGUUUGAUAAAUCAAAAGUAGAAUAAUAAUAAUAAGACAAUAAGGGAAAUAGACAUAAAGUGAACAUAAAAACAGGGAAAAUAAGAUGGAAAAUUAAACUCUGACUGGCAGUGAUGGGGUGGUGGGAAACCACCACCAGAAGAGUUUAGACACAGACUAUGUACUGAGGUAUAUAAGAGAUCAAGUAACAUUUUGGACAGCAUUGGCCUAUAAGUUGUCCUGUUUAUUGUGACCUUUAUGCCAUGAAAUACUGAGAGCCUUUUCAUGCAGAUGUGUUGCCUACUAACCAAAAAAUGUUUGCUGUUAACAAAUCUGUCAAUGUGCCAUCAUUUUAAGACUAAUUCUAUAUUAAAACUGAUAUAAUGGC
This is a messenger RNA of Sebastes umbrosus (honeycomb rockfish), 1421 nucleotides long. RefSeq lists its product as uncharacterized. The record is from RefSeq and is a predicted model, not a curated record. The transcript has 6 exons. The coding region runs from base 186 to 1061 and encodes 291 amino acids. NCBI's taxonomy places the organism in Eukaryota, Metazoa, Chordata, Actinopteri, Perciformes, Sebastidae. Gene Ontology annotation, molecular function: oxidoreductase activity.